GGGUUUCAAUUUCUGAUAUAAAAAUGCAAUCUUUUAGGAAACCCUUUAUCAUAUUCUUCAUAUUUUGAUAGGAUGAAUAAGAAAGUAUGAAUUUUGUGGGGAAAUAGAUAAAAGUGAUGGAGAAAUAUAAUUCACAAUCUCCAUAUCCAUAUGGGACUCCCUAUGUAUAUCCUCCUGUUCCACCUGCAAAUCAGCCAUAUCCUCCUCCUCAAAGCUCUGGGGCUUAUUCUCCAUAUCCUUAUCCUCAAUUCCAUUACUAUCCAUACUCUUACCCCACUCCACAACAUUCUGCCGGUUUUAACUAUGCAUACCCACCCAGAAUUCCAACUACUCCACAAGCAUCAUCUAAUAGUGGAUACCAGCAGGCCGCUCUCGAAUAUGGAUAUCCUACACCACCACCACAAUCUCACCACCCUGGUGUUGUUCCUUAUCCAUACAGCUCAUACUAUAUGUAUCGCCCGCCAACUCCUCCUCCAAGUUCUUCCCCUCAGCCUAGUCUUCAACAUCAGGGCAGUUUCAAGUAUGGUUCUUCAUCCCCUCAGCCUACCCUUCAAAAUCAGGCCAGUUUCAAGUAUGGUCCUUCGACCCCUCAGCCUACCCUUCAAAAUCAGAGCAGUUUCAAGUAUGGUCCUUCAACCCCUCAGCGUACCCUUCAAAAUCAGAGCAGUUUCAAGUAUGGUCCUUCAACCCCUCAGCGUACCCUUCAAAAUCAAAGCAGUUUCAAGUAUGGUCCUUCAACCCCUCAGCCUACCCUUCAAAAUCAAAGCAGUUUCAAGUAUGGUUCAUCAUCCCCACAGCCUAGUCUUCAACAACAAGCCAGUUUCAAGUAUGGUUCAUCAACCCCUCAGCCUAGUCUUCAACAACAGUGCAGUUUCAAGUAUGGUCCAUCAACCCCUCAGUCUACCCUUCAAAACCAGCAGGGCCAUCAUUUUCAACAACCUGUGCCUCAGCAGCAGGCAUUGCAGGGCCAGCCAAUGAGAGGCAAUGAGUUUCGCGGCCUCCAGAGACAACAUAGUACACUGUCUACUUGUAGUUCUGUGUCAAAUUAUGAUCAUGGCAUAGACAGCACCUCUGCUAGCUCUUCUGCUAAUCCAUCAAUGGAUGAUCUGACAAAUAUGCACCUGUCUGAUAAUCGCCCUCCUGGACCCGGGCCUUAUGCUUCACCAGGAACCAUAUAUGCAUAUCCUAAUUCAUCUUUUUCAAGAUUGGAGUCAUCUUCUGUAUCGCGAGCUGAAUCCACAUCUCAUCAUCGCCCUUCCUACUCAAACACAUUUGUGGAAACUGGAUACAAUAAGAGUCUGCAGCUUAUGCCAUUCACACCUAAAGGCGCUCCUAAAGUCUUGCUCAUACAUGGGAACUUGGGUAUUUGGGUAUACGAGGCGAAAAACCUUCCAAACAUGGACUUGUUCCAUAAAACCAUAGGGGACAUGUUUAACAAACUACCAGGGAACAUGAGCACCAAGAUUGAAGGACACAUGAACAGGAAGAUCACAAGUGAUCCCUAUGUCACAAUUACAUUAUCAGGUGCAACAGUAGGGCGGACCUACGUGAUAAGCAACGAUGAAAAUCCUACAUGGAUGCAGCAUUUUAAGGUGCCUGUUGCACAUCAUGCUGCUGAAGUGCUCUUCAUCGUGAAGGACAACGAUGUGGUAGGAUCCCAGCUAAUAGGCACAGUGGCAAUUCCAGUGGAAAACAUAUAUGGAGGGGGGAAAGUCGAGGGAUUCUUUCCUAUCCUCACGAGUAAUGGGAAGCCAUGCAAGACUGGAGCUGUUUUGAGUCUCUCUAUCCAGUAUACUCCAAUGGAGCAGCUAAGCAUUUACCACUAUGGAGUUGGAGCAGGCCCCGAAUACACUGGGGUUCCCGGGACGUAUUUUCCACUGAGAAAGGGUGGAACAGUUACCCUUUACCAGGAUGCACAUGUACCUGAUGGAGGCCUUCCAAAUCUGAAACUCGAAUGUGGGAUGCAGUAUGUGCAUGGUAAGUGCUGGCACGAUAUCUUCAAUGCACUGCGAAAUGCCCGGAGGUUGAUCUAUAUCACUGGAUGGUCAGUGUGGCAUAAAGUCAAACUCGUACGAGAUGAUUCUUCUGCAGAAGGCUGUACUUUGGGAGAGCUUCUCAAGUCAAAAUCACAGGAAGGAGUGAGGGUGUUGCUUCUUAUUUGGGAUGAUCCCACCUCAAGAAAGAUUCUUGGAUAUAAAACAGAUGGAGUGAUGGCAACCCAUGAUGAAGAAACUCGACGCUUUUUUAAACACUCUUCUGUUCAUGUUCUUCUGUGUCCCCGUGUGGCAGGAAAGCGCCACAGUUGGAUGAAACAAAGGGAGGUUGGAGUAAUUUAUACUCAUCAUCAGAAAACUGUGAUUGUGGAUACUGAAGCUGCGAAUAAUAGAAGAAGCAUUACUGCAUUUGUUGGAGGGCUUGACUUGUGUGAUGGCAGAUAUGACACUCCUGGACAUCCAAUAUUUAGAACUCUGCAGACUGUGCAUGCAGCAGACUAUCAUAAUCCAACAUUUGCAGGGAAUGUGAGUGGUUGUCCAAGAGAACCAUGGCAUGACAUGCACUGUAAAAUCGUUGGUCCAGCAGCGUAUGACAUUCUGACCAAUUUUGAGGAGCGUUGGCUCAAGGCUGCUAAGCCCCGCGGCAUUAAAAAACUGAAAAAGUCAUACGAUGAUGCGUUGCUUAGACUGGACAGAAUGCCUGAAAUUCUUGGUGUUUCUGAUGCUCCAUCCAUUAAUGCAGCUGAUCCCGAAGGCUGGCAUGUGCAGGUAAGGUCUGAGAGAGAGAGAGAUUUAAGUGCAAGUUUUAACGUUGAGGGCACCAGUUUUUUGCAUCCUUUUUUUGUCAUUCUGAUGCAGAUCUUCCGCUCCAUUGACUCAAACUCGGUUAAAGGCUUUCCUAAGGACCCUAAACGCGCCACAAUGAAGCAGAACCUAGUGUGUGGCAAGAAUCUCCUGAUUGACAUGAGCAUACACACAGCAUAUGUGAAGGCGAUUCGUUCUGCACAGCAUUACAUCUACAUUGAAAACCAAUACUUCAUUGGUUCCUCGUACAACUGGAGUCAAUACAAAGAUGUUGGUGCCAACAACCUGAUACCAUUUGAAAUCGCGCUGAAAAUUGCUGCCAAGAUAAGAGCACAUGAGAGGUUUGCAGCAUACAUUAUCAUCCCAAUGUGGCCCGAGGGGAAUCCAACCGGUGCUGCUACACAGAGGAUUCUGUUCUGGCAGCAUAAGACAAUGCAAAUGAUGUAUGAGACUAUUUACAAGGCUUUAGCGGAGGUUGGGCUUGAAGAUGCAUUUUCACCCCAAGAUUACUUGAACUUCUAUUGUCUUGGAAACCGCGAGGCCCUGAGCGAGAGUGAUGCAUCAAGUAAUGACACUAAUUGGCCCGCUAAUAGCCCGCAGGCACUGAGCCGGAAAAACCGGAGGUUCAUGAUUUAUGUGCAUUCCAAAGGCAUGAUUGUGGACGAUGAGAAUGUGAUCAUAGGAUCUGCAAACAUCAACCAGCGAUCCUUGGAAGGAACAAGAGACACAGAGAUCGCAAUGGGAGCUUACCAACCUAAUUACACCUGGGCAAGAAAACGAUCAAACCCCCAAGGACAGAUUUAUGGCUACAGAAUGUCCCUGUGGGCCGAGCAUCUGGGAGUCGUGGAGGACUGUUUCAAGCGGCCCGAGUCUUUGGAAUGCGUUAGACGUGUCAGAUCAAUGGGAGAAGCCAACUGGCACCAAUUUGCAGCUGAUGAAGUAACAGAAAUGAGAGGGCACCUGUUGAAGUAUCCGGUCGACGUGGACCGGAAGGGCAAGGUGAAGCCUCUUUCUGGGUGUCCAAUCUUCCCAGAUGUUGGAGGCAACAUAGUUGGAUCAUUUCUUGCCAUUCAAGAAAAUCUCACCAUCUAAUGUUUCAUGUUUCUGUUCUCAUGUUCUGCUAAAACUUCACAAACACAAAAAGAUGACAGUUGUAGGGAAUGCAGUUUUGUUUUAGUUUAUUUCUGCAGAUAGAUAAUGUACAGAGAAGAAUGAAUUUGGUUCAAAUUGUACAACUCUUUACCAAUCACCAUUAAUGUACAUUUCAGAAUUCAGAGAA
Messenger RNA from Ipomoea nil (Japanese morning glory), 4077 nucleotides. Its product is annotated as phospholipase D gamma 1-like. Gene Ontology annotation, biological process: phospholipid catabolic process. NCBI's taxonomy places the organism in Eukaryota, Viridiplantae, Streptophyta, Magnoliopsida, Solanales, Convolvulaceae. The coding region runs from base 117 to 3890 and encodes 1257 amino acids. Gene Ontology annotation, molecular function: D-type glycerophospholipase activity. The transcript has 9 exons. Gene Ontology annotation, cellular component: plasma membrane. The record is from RefSeq and is a predicted model, not a curated record.